AUGAAUCAAGAAGUUUUCAUCGUUCCGUCUCAUGCACUACCGUUGGAGUCCAAACCAACUGUAAAAUUUUUAAGCAUUCGAUAUGAAGGAAGAAACACCCUCUCCACUCAGGACCCCGACUGUCUUUCGAAUGAAUGGAAUAACGCUGCGAGCAAGGCCUCAUGUGCAUUUUCCUCCCUCGUUCUUCGAAAGAAUGUUGUCGAGGACGCAAAAAUUACUGUCUGCAAACUGAAACGUCAGGCAUAG
Messenger RNA from Sclerotinia sclerotiorum 1980 UF-70, 246 nucleotides. RefSeq lists its product with no specific name. The coding region runs from base 1 to 246 and encodes 81 amino acids. The record is from RefSeq and is a predicted model, not a curated record. The transcript is spliced from 2 exons. Lineage: Eukaryota; Fungi; Ascomycota; Leotiomycetes; Helotiales; Sclerotiniaceae.